Puccinia graminis f. sp. tritici CRL 75-36-700-3 is the source of this 1029-nucleotide messenger RNA. RefSeq lists its product as uncharacterized. Bases 1 to 1029 code for a protein of 342 amino acids. NCBI's taxonomy places the organism in Eukaryota, Fungi, Basidiomycota, Pucciniomycetes, Pucciniales, Pucciniaceae. The record is from RefSeq and is a predicted model, not a curated record. The transcript is spliced from 4 exons.
AUGAAGUACAAUGCUUCAAGGACUCUCAGGCUGGCCGCAUCCGAUACAGGAAAUCCAUCAUCCACCUGGGAAGAAGAUUCGGCUUCGUUGUACAACUCAGCUCAUCAAAUUGCAGCUCUUACCACUUUCACAGAGCUUGCUACGACUUCGGCUUACUCUUACCUGAAGAUCGAUCGAGAAUUGGCGCAAGAUAUGACUCUACUCAUACCCGCCUACAACCACUUUGUACACUAUCUUCAAUACAACCGAUACAAGAGGGAGCAAAAAGAAAAAGGCAAGGCAUCUCAAGAAGCAGCGAAAAAAAAAUUCAACAAGAAUCGAGAAAGGUUGAGAAAUGAAAGGCGCGACUUUGCCAUCAUCAACAAGUUUCCAAAGCAAUAUCGAGACAUCUUGGAACCAAUCACGGCCCACAGCAAUGAUGAGAAGGUAGAGGGGAAGGGCUUCUACAAAAUCAAAACCUUGCCCUACCGCUCGAACAACACCAACCGGUUCUUUCGUCGUUUGGACAUCAUGAUGAAGAACGCCGCCGAGCAAGAUCCAAUCGCCAAGUCGUCCCGACGCAGGGUUCGAAGACUACCAAAGAACCCCGAGAUGUCGUCAUACAAGAUUGCACCAAAGGGACUGCCCAUCGAUUUCUACCACCCAAAAUGGUACCACAACCUCGUCCCUGCUCAACAACAAUCCAUCCCAAACCAAAAAGCACUCGCUUUUCUGCCCGAUGCCAACGAGUCCUUGCUUCCUAAAGACGAUGACGAGGCUGCUGAGGAGGAACAAGGCGGAAAUGACGAUGACGAAGGCGAGGGGAUUGAUCUAACCCAGCCAAGCCCGGACAACUCCGACGACGAGUUUCAUGUGGAGGGGGAUGCUGGGGAUUUGUACGAAGAAGAGGAUGACGGGUUUGUGGUAAACGAUGGCGAAGAGCAGGAUGGAAGCGAUGAUGACGACGACGAUUACGACAAAGCUGAAGAUGGUGGUGUCAAAGAGGACUGCCAGAUGGAUGACAUCCCAGAGUGCGAGGAAGAUUGGUAA